This is a messenger RNA of Pseudomyrmex gracilis, 1017 nucleotides long. RefSeq lists its product as uncharacterized. NCBI's taxonomy places the organism in Eukaryota, Metazoa, Arthropoda, Insecta, Hymenoptera, Formicidae. The record is from RefSeq and is a predicted model, not a curated record. The transcript has 3 exons. The coding region runs from base 378 to 917 and encodes 179 amino acids.
GCGCCACCUGUUCACGAUGGAACAUUAGAAUAUUGAUAUUUUCCUUCCUCACACACAUACGUGUAUAUAUUGCAGUAUAUUUAAAAAAAGCAUUUUGUAUAUUUCUCGUACAUGCACAGAUAAUGUUUCUCUACACGUUUUAUACUCUUUCUCAUUUCACAUUUGAAUUACAUUAGUGUUUUUCUAUCUCCAUAUCUCUUCGGUUAUGUGGGUUUUGUUUUAAAAUGUAUAUGUUUACGGAAGUUGCUACAUUGUUCCGAUAAGAAGUGAGAAAAGCUGUUUGUAUUAUUAUUCGCAAGGGAACGUUUCUUCUUAAAAAAAAACGCUUUGUUGUUUCUCUCUUUCGAAGAAAUUGCAUAACAUUGUUGUAACUUCAGAUGGAUGAGGAACAAACAGAAAAUACAAUCUCCAUGGAUUGUUCAGACAAUGUUGCUAUACCUGCAAUGACAGCUAAUUUAGAAACUCUCACCAUAGAGACUAACUCUCUACCUACAGAUUCUAAAAGACUCCUUAGGAAAAGAAAACCUAGAGAACUUUCUAUCACAAUUCGCAAUCGAAGAUGUAGUCUCAAACCAAAACAGAGAAUGUCCUCUAAGACUGAUGAAGAGAUCAUUAAGGAUUAUUACUUGGAUAAAAAUAUAAAAAGAAAAGCAAAUGCUCUUGAAACAAUAUAUGAAGAGAGUGAUAAUAUAGAUGAUGAUAAUCUGAUCAAUAUGAGUACCAAGAGAUUUAAGAGAAUGUUAAUGUUCCCAAGAGAAGUCACAGCUUCUAAACUAAAAAAGAGACAUGCUAGAGUACGCAAGGUCUUUGGAUCCAAGAUUAAGUAUAAGAGGUGCGGUAACAUGCAGACUCUAGUAGAUAAAUUAAGUACCAUUAGAGAAAAUUCACCAAUGAAAAUUGACAGUGAACUCAAAUGAUGAGUUUCACUAUGUUGCAUUUGUAUUUUGAAAACCAAUGAUAUACUUCAUAGCUGCUAAAUGAAAUGUUUGUAUCAUGUAAUGCAUGUGUAAGUUGGUU